Molecule: messenger RNA, 6174 nt
Organism: Anthonomus grandis grandis
Lineage: Eukaryota; Metazoa; Arthropoda; Insecta; Coleoptera; Curculionidae
Exons: 10
Coding region: 133-4716 (1527 amino acids)
Source: RefSeq, a predicted model, not a curated record
AUUGGAAUUCUCCCAGUUUGGUGUUUAAUUAUUUAAAGAGUUUAAACAUAAAUAUUAAAUGACCCAAUAUGCUUUACGAAUAAAUAAUAGUACAUGAUUGGUUAUGCAUAGUGUAUCUGAUAUCAAGAUAACAUGGGAGACCAAACCAGGAUAGAUAAAAUCUAUCAGACUGCUAGAAAUGGAGAAUUUACAAAAGUUUUGCCAUUAAUUGAUGCAUCAGCAUUGUCAAGAGCAAAUGCCUUUACUAUAUUAUUAGCUACAUCAGAUGCCUGUUAUCGUAAAUCUCAGAAAUGUAAUUUAGAAUCACUUGAAAAACUAUUAAAUGCCCUAAUGUCCUAUAUAGAUGAUCUUGAUGAAAAGUAUUUGUAUAAAUAUUUUGUGGCAACGUUUCACAUACUUAAUAUCCUUUGCAAACAGGUUGCCAUCAAGGACUUAGCAAAACUAGAAAAGAUAAUUUAUCCAUCCUUUUUGAAGACUGAAAAUCUAUUAAAAGAUUCAAAAAUUGUUUCUACAUACACAAGUACUAUAAAUGUUCUAUCACAAUCUAUCAAUUCACUUGCUGCAUCUAAAAACAAGAAAUAUAAUUGCUACAUUUUGCCAAUUUUUACCAGUAUUCUUAAAGCUCAAAAGAGUCUAGACAGCCACAAAGAUUUCUUUAGAUUAGUAGAUAUAUGCUUUAAUCAGCUCCAUCACUUAGGUGCUCAGGAUCAACUGCUAUCAUUUUACAAGAUUAUAUUGAAAAUACUUGGGGAUGAUCCUGUAAAAUUCAAGGAAAAUGCUGAUUCUAUUUUGGUCCAGUUGAUUCCUAUUUACUCAAAAAUUGUAUGUGAUCUAAUCAUUAUUCCUAAACCAAAUCAUCUAAAUAUCUUUCUACAAGCUAUUCAAAGUGAUAUAAAAAAGGCUGAUUAUUACAAUUGCCAUUUAAUCUUUCAAGUCAUUGAAUUCUUACAGUGUCUUGGAAAUGAGGAAAUUGAAGCACAUAUAGAAGAGGUUAAAGGCACUAUGGAACAUUUUAGAAAUACACGAAAGAAACUCUUUGACAAUAUUAUUCACUGCUUAGAUCAACCGAUUUUGGAAGUGCUUAAAAUCUACACAAACAGGGAAAUAAAAACAUGGAAGCAGUUAAAGGCCGAUUCUAUACAGGCACUUCUUAGUUUUCUCAUGGAUAAUGUUCUUUGCCAUUCAAUGCUCACACCCAAAACAUGUAGCUGUGGCUGUGCCAUAUCAAAAAACUAUUUUACUCCCGCUAAAAUAGGUUGUCAAAUGACUCAUUUACUAAAAUUAUUCUUAGAUGAUAAUGCUGAGGAAUUACGUGAAACUAAGGAGUUUUUCUCACAGAUAGGCAAAUGGGUGGGAUACAUCUAUAACAUUAUCAAAAAAAUAAAAAAUUCUAACUGCAGCAAGUGGAAAUUUAUAUACACAGAUCUGUCUAGCUCAGUUCACAACAUGGCCCUAGUUCUGUACAAAGCUGAAAACUUAUCCUAUAAGAACUUGUGCAUUCAGUUCAUUAAAAGCUCUUUGGAAUUUGAAGGAUUGCGACCUGAACUGCUAAAGCUUCAUACCAAUACGUUUGCAUUUUGCGCUUUGAGUGAGAAUCAGUCUAAAAGUGAUAAUACCAUGGGAGCUAUGGGAUUGAUAGCACUGCAUUGUCUUUUGUAUCCGGAAAAUAGUAAUCGUUUGUUUCAGGAUUGGAUCAAAUUAAAGGUAAAAAAUAAAAAAGACAAUGAUAUACAAGAACAAACGUUGGUUUCGGCUCUUCAUAGGCAGGCAAAUCAACUGAAAAAUAUUUACGACUUUGAGAAGUUAUUUACCAAAGAAAAAAAAGUAGAAUUGCUCAUAUUUGAAUUGACUCAAUAUAAAGCAGUGUGGAGUAGUAAAACCUCGAUGUUGGCAGCUUUGGAUCAUCUAACUGAGGUUGCUGAUAUUCUAACUUUGUCCAAAGUCAUCCUAGAAAUAUACUGCGAUGAUAAAAUAAGUAGAGUGAGUAGCCCAGAUAUGGCCUCAGUUUGUUCAAGAAUCAUUAAAUGUAUGAAUGCACAUUUAGAAAAGAACUGUACAAUUGAAGUCAGGCUCGCAAUGGCCGUCUUGUAUUAUUACUAUUUCAAGGUAGAAUUCCUAACGAUUGUUGAUAAAAAUGUUGAAGAAAUGGAGCAAACCAUGCAGGCCAUUGGGUCGGCUAAGGAAUCAGAAAAAAUAGAGCUGGUGCCCAAGGAUGCGAACGAUGAAUGUGAUAUAGUGUCAGCCUAUUCAAAUUUACAACUGAGUAAAUUUUUACCAAUAUUAAAAUUGCUCGAUAAAUGCGUCGAACAUUUUGGUGAAGUAAACAUUCAAGAUAUUGGAAGUGAUAUUUCCAAAAAUAUUGCUAAAUUUUUGAUAGUUGUUGCUUUUGAAUAUAGGUUGCAACGUUUUUCAGUAAAAAGCCUUCAGGCAUUUAGCAUGUCAAUGAGUAUAGCUCGAAACAUUCAAGAGUCUGAAACUCAUUUGUUAGCUCUUAGUUACUUGUUGGAAACUGCUGAUAUACAAAGGGAAGAGGUGAAAAAUUUAGUUCAAGAAGGAGAUCAAUUACUAAAUGACAUAGAAAGUGACGAAUGCUUUAAUAAAACCAUUGCAAUCUACUACCUAUGCAAAUCAAAGUUAUACAUUAAUAUGGAUCUUUUACUUUCAUAUGAGUUUUGGAAAAAAGCGCAAGCUCAUUGCGAAAACCAAGAAAUGCUUCAGGCUGAACUACAAGUCCUUUUAUUUAAAUUAACGACAAGAAGUUGUGAAUUGAUCCCGAGAGAACACGAACGAAGUCCCAUGACUUUGAAAUUACAUAAUGCUUAUGAUAAAUGUAUCGAGUGUUAUAAGAAAACUGUUUUAACUUCCCAAGAUUUAUGUAUAGUUUUCGAUACAUGGUACGAACUAACAAAGAUCUAUGAUCAAAUGGGUGAACCUCGGAGAUUACGUGCCUACUCAAAAAAAUCCGUUUUACUAACCCAAAAAAUCAUAAUUCCCCUUCGAUGCGUUGAAUUUCUUCUUUUGUUGGCCCAAUGCGACGCAUCAACCGUAAGCUUCAACUUUUGCACGGUAAAACUAAAGGGAAUCGACGAUAUUUUCUCCUUAAGUAAAACCAAGGAAGUUUCAAAGGACCUCAUUCCAGAAAAGCUGGGUUGUAUAAAUGACAAAUUAGACAACGAUAUAGACAACUGCACAGACUUAAUUCGAGAAUUAGCGUUGGAUAUGCCCAGGCAUACAAGGCAAUUCUCCCCAGGAUCUCCCAGUUUAAUAGUGGAAGGUUUUAAGUUUCCUCGCUUUUUAAGCCACCAGAAGGAUUGCUUAUGUUUCAUGUGUAUGUGCUGGGAUUUCCAGAAGUUGCUGUUAUGGAAAUAUCGACUAAAUGCGUUGAUCAACAUGUAUGAAAAACAAGAUAAGAUGGCUGAAGAAUUUGUCGCUGGCUCACUCACACUCUACAGACGGCUGCUUCAAAACGAAGAUAGCUAUAAAAUAAAGACAGCAAAAGUCAUACCCUCGGGACUGGUUCCGAAUCUCGAAGAUAUCUUUGUAGAACCAUAUGCCAGCAUCCUGUACGACUACAGCUAUCACAUGUCAAGAAAAAAAAGCAAAGAUAAGGCUCUUGAAAUAAAUCACAAAAUCAUUGAGGUCCUGAAACCAAGAAAGGCUGAAUAUGUGUAUUUAUACAAAGAAGCUCUUUUGCAAAGAAUCAGUUACAUAGCAGCUACGCCAAAACUGGAGCUGAAGAAGGAGGAGAUUGCAGGAUCCUUUAUUAGCAAUAACAAAGUAUUUCAAACUCCGAUUAAAAAGAAAUCUGAAGUUACGAUUAAAAUUCAGGCACCAGAUUUUGUCACUCCCAAGCCGAAAAUAGGUAAAAAAUGUAACCUGUUUGGUCCUGAAGACAGUUUUAAACAAAAAGAGCGCAACCCAUCGUACGAUGAAGAUGUAUUUGCUCUUCCAAAAACCAAUAUUAGAAACCGAUUGGUUCCUUCAACCCCAGUAUCUUUCGGCACUCCUAAAAUUCAAAUAUUUACAUCUGAACCAAUCAAAACAUACAGCAGAAAGAAACCUGGCCCUGAAAAGGCUGAGCAAGUAGCGAGUUCUUCAAAUGGUAUAAUUCAAGAUGAAAAUGAACCGACUCGGGUUUCGCCCAUCAUUGCUGGUUCGACAAUGAAUAAUGCUCAAGGGGCAAUACAAGGUACACAAUUAAAACCGACGAUGGCUCGUCUUAAAAAAACAAUACUAAACGAUCAACUUCUAACUAACAAAGUAGUUUUAGAAGAAAAAAAUUAUGAGGAAAAUAAACCUUCUGCUGUAUCGCCAAUUUUGACCGGGUCAAUGAUGAGCGUUCAGCAUAAUGCCGCUCAAAGAGCAAAAGCUAAACCUCUUUUAAAACCAACCAAGACUCGUCUUACCACAAUUAAUAAAGAUUUAGAAGAAGCUUCUGCUGUUAACACUGAUAUAGUAGAACUGAGCCCGGAUGCAACAGCUAGCAAAAAGCAACGGGAGCUUUUACUAGAAAAAGUUAAAUCGUCCAUUAAGAAAUCGGCAAAGACUGCGAAGGGUGAAAGGACAACCAGAAAAGAAAUAAAAACAAGGAAAAAUUUGUUAACAGAUUUCCUUGAAGAUAAAGAUCAUGCGGUAAGUAGUGAUAAAGGAGAGAGUGUGGAUAUUUCCAAACCCAAGGGUGCUGUAAGACGAUCGGCUAGAAAUAGGAUGUUAUAAUUUUUAAUUUAAACCGUUUUAAACAAAUUAAAAUAAUUUUUUAGCUUAAAGUUGAAAAACUAUGUAAAUAGAAAUUUGUUUGCAAAUAGGUUUCAUAUUCUGUAUGCUUUAUUCAAAAUCAUUAUAGCAUUAUUCCUGAUAUAACAGUGUGUUGAAAAUACAUUUUUUGCGUGUUCCAAGAAGUAGUAGUUGUAGUUUGUUAUGAAAUGAGUUAAAAUAUAUCCUAACAGAUUCAAAAAUUUUCUAUUAAAACAAAACUUUAUUUUUUUGGAAGGCAUAUAUAUACAGGGUAUUACCAUAUUUUUUUUUCUAAAAUGUUAUAUCAGGAUCUUUUUUUUUUUGGUAGAAUAAAAUUUUAAGGUGCCUUAAUGUGCCAUAUUAUAUAAAUACAUAAUAUAUUAAAGUGGGUUGUUGUAUUGUACAAUAAAAAGUUCCUUAGAAUUGAUGUUAAUAGUACGUACUUUAGAUUUUUGACGGUACGGGUUAAAAAAGCUCUACCCAUGGCAUUUUAAGAGUGAAUCAUCAAUGAAUAAAAGUUCUUAUAAAUAAAUAAUGUAACUUGGUUAUAUACAGAGUAUUAUGAAAAUAAUAAUUUUUAAAUGUUCUUGGGGAGUUCCUCUAAAUAUAUCAUUAAACAUUAUUUCUCAUUAUCUUCAGUUAUUAUCGAUGUGACCAUGCUUUUUUGGAAUGGUUUGUAUGUAUUUAUGAAUAGCGUCAUCGAGCGACAACUUCAUAAACCAUUACAGGGUGUCCCGCGAGAUAAGAGACAAAAUGUCCCUAAGAGGGAUCAGAGACUUUAUGUAAAUUCGAGUCGAAAAUGUCCCAUGAACAUCAGUCCUCAAAGGCGCCCUUAUCGAUAUUAUAAUUUUUUUUUAGUUUAAUUGUGGCAAUGGGACGAAAACUACAAUACUGCAAAAAAUUAUUUUAUCCAACAAAUAUUUCAAUGUGUUUAUCUCAAGACAAAAGCUAUUAAAUUAAAAAAAAAAUAUAUAUCCCAUAUUCGAUUUGAAUUUACAUAAAGAAUAUGUGGAGAUUUAUCUCUUACCUUAUGGAAGACCCUGUAUAUUUAAUAAUAAAUUAUAAUUUUCAUUUUGUUUUAAAGUGUAUACUAUUUUUUCUACAAUAAUAUUCGCAGUAAAUACCGCACAACUGAUAGUGGUUAAAAAUUGUGAUAAAAGUUCCUCCUAGAUAUAUGGAGAUAUGUAGUUCCUAAUAUGGAGCUUUUUCCCAAAUUUUUCUUUCACUUUUGUUUUUUAAUAUAUUCGACCAAAGAAUUACUUCUUAAGGCUUGUGGGCAGAGCUUCUAGACAAUCCACAAAAAUAGUUUAAUUAUUGUUAUAAAAAUUUCGAUUGUAAAAUGAAUUUAAAACAACAUUUUUUCAAAAUAUAUUGUUAAGAUAAUCGCUUGUAUUUGUGAUGUUUUAUAUAGAAAAUGUGUAAAUAAAAUUAUGAAACAGA